Messenger RNA from Musa acuminata AAA Group (dessert banana), 2341 nucleotides. RefSeq names its product metal transporter Nramp3-like. NCBI's taxonomy places the organism in Eukaryota, Viridiplantae, Streptophyta, Magnoliopsida, Zingiberales, Musaceae. Gene Ontology annotation, molecular function: manganese ion transmembrane transporter activity; cadmium ion transmembrane transporter activity. Gene Ontology annotation, biological process: metal ion transport. The coding region runs from base 412 to 2043 and encodes 543 amino acids. Gene Ontology annotation, cellular component: membrane. The record is from RefSeq and is a predicted model, not a curated record. The transcript is spliced from 15 exons.
GCUCUGCUUCUCGCUCAGCGACCCAAAUCCCUCCUCCUCCUCCUCCUCCUAUAAAGGCGGGAUUUUGAUAACUCUUUCUCCGAUUUCCUUCACCCUCACGCCUUCGCGAAUCCAAAGGUUUCUUUAUACUCCAAUCUCGCGCGUCAUUUCUUGAUAUUUCGUUAAAAAAAGUGCUUCUUUUAGCCUGCUUCUCCAAUUGAUUCCUAAUGGCGGCGAUCUUGACCGAUCUCGCUUUGUGCAAAAAGCUUUCUUUUGCGAAGUUGAAGUACGAGUCCGCCGCUUAAAGGAAGAGCCUUCCGCCACAAGAUCGUGUUCGAUUCCUUUAAUCCUGGAACUUAGUGUUUCGAUCGAGAUUCGAUUCGUUAUUCUGUCUUCCCUGCCGUUCGUUUGGAAAAAGGAGUUAGGACUUAGAUGGAGAUGAGUGGCUCUCAGCCGUCGCAGUUUAUCACGAGCAAUGGGAGUCGUGGUAUUUCUCGCGGUAGUGGAACUCCUCUGAUUGACGAUAUUGAGAUGGGGCAGAUCAUUGUCCCUGAGAGAAAAAGUUGGAAAAAUUUGUUUGCGUAUAUGGGCCCAGGAUUCCUUGUCUCCAUUGCGUAUAUCGAUCCUGGAAACUUUGAAACUGACUUGCAGGCAGGUGCACAGUUUACAUAUGAGUUACUCUGGAUAAUACUUUUAGCCUCCUGUUCUGCCUUGGUCAUUCAAUCGCUCGCAGCCAAGCUAGGUGUUGUCACAGGAAAGCAUUUAGCUGAGCAUUGCAGAGCUGAAUAUCCAAAAAUCCCCAACUUUAUCUUGUGGGUUCUUGCUGAACUUGCAGUUGUUGCAUGUGAUAUUCCUGAAGUUAUUGGAACAGCUUUUGCUUUGAACAUGCUCUUCAAGAUCCCUGUAUGGUGUGGUGUUCUUCUUACAGGUCUUAGUACUUUGCUGCUGCUAUUACUACAGCAGUAUGGGGUUCGGAAACUUGAAUUUUUUAUAGCUUUUCUGGUGCUUACAAUGGCUGGCUGUUUUUUUGCUGAACUUGGCUAUGCAAAGCCAAAGUCUUCAGAAGUUCUCAAGGGACUUUUUGUUCCUCAACUUAAAGGAAAUGGUGCUACUGGUCUUGCUAUCUCUUUGCUUGGUGCCAUGGUGAUGCCGCACAACCUUUUCCUUCAUUCAGCACUGGUGCUCUCUAGGAAAAUACCACGCUCAAUUCAUGGAAUUAAAGAAGCAUGCAGGUUUUAUAUUAUUGAAAGUGCAUUCGCUCUUGCAGUGGCUUUUCUCAUUAAUGUAUCUGUUAUUUCUGUAAGUGGUGCUGUUUGUAGCUCGGAAGGUCUGAAUCCUGAAGAUCAGAGAAACUGCAGUGAUCUUGACCUUAAUAAAGCAUCAUUUUUGUUGAGAAAUGUCCUUGGGAACUGGAGUUCCAAGUUAUUUGCAAUUGCCUUAUUGGCAUCUGGUCAAAGUUCUACAAUUACAGGAACAUAUGCUGGACAAUAUGUCAUGCAGGGGUUUCUUGAUCUACGAAUCACACCAUGGAUAAGGAACCUGUUGACUCGAUCCUUGGCGAUUGUGCCAAGUCUAAUAGUUGCGUUAAUUGGUGGCUCCACAGCAGCUGGAAAGUUGAUUAUUAUUGCCUCGAUGAUUUUAUCAUUUGAGCUUCCUUUUGCUCUGGUUCCACUUCUCAAGUUUACCAGCAGUAAGACCAAGAUGGGUUCACAUGCCAAUUCUCUCAUGAUUGCAGCAACCACAUGGAUAAUAAGCUCGCUGAUCGUGAUCAUCAAUACCUACUAUCUCGUCACUGGCUUCAUCAAUUUACUUUUGCACAGCGGGUUGCAUACCGUAUCCAUCGCAUUUGCUGGAGUUUUUGGUUUCUCAGGCAUGCUGGUAUAUGUAGCUGCGAUUCUUUACUUGGUCUUCAGGACAAAUAGGAAAUCAACUCAACCAUUACUACAUGAUGAUUCUCAAUUUGGACAAACCUGUGAAAGUAACAAUGGCAUCUAUGAUUUACCAAGAGAGGACAUUGCAAGUAUGCAACUUCCGCAGGGGAGAUCUACAUCGGAUCUUGACUAAAAGUAACCUGUAGUUCCUUUUAGCGGCGACAGACAUAUGGUCUUCUUUGUUUGAAGCAGUCAUUUAGCUUCUGAUGCUCAUAAUCGAAAAAUAAAACGAGCGUGUAGAUAGAGUAGUAUGGGACAGAAUCCUGAAGCUUUUAGUAUGAUUGUAUGAAGUUUUCUAUUUUCUCUCAGACUAAAACUGAUGGUAGGAGGUCUCAAGGUGUAAAUGGAGACACUUUGAUGUGUACAUAAUCAUAGACAGAGCAUGCACCUCUAUCUCCAUUUUUCUAAGUAAAAGCUAACUACUAUGACCC